GGUAAUGCCAAUCAGGUUACGUCAAUGGAUGAAUUGCCUCAACUUCUAAAAACUGAAGUGUGUGUUUUUGUGCAGAUUCUAUUUUGAUGAUCGGGACCGACUCAAUUAGGAUGCUCCAGAUUCCUCUGCCCCUGGACCGGGACCCCACUCUGUUCCGCCUGCGGUUCACCUCCUUCGCUGUCAUCACUGUCUGCUGCCCUCUCUUGGGGUUUGUGUCCUGCGUCAUUAUCUCUCUGCUCUUCCAUUUCAAGGAGACCACUGCCACACACUGUGGGGUCUCAAACUACCUCCCCUCUAUUAGCGCUGCCAUCGGCGGGGAGACGCCCCAGCGCUACAUCUGGCGUUUCUGUAUCGGCCUGCACUCUGCGCCCAGGUUCUUGGUGGCAGUGGCCUACUGGAAUCACUACCGCGUUCUUUCUGCCACACACCGCUACUACCAGCCACUGUGCCACCUCAACCUGCUGCUGAGUACCUUGGAAAACCUGGGGCUGAUGAUACUCACCUAUGUGUCCUCCAAUGAGAAUUACCUGGUCCAUCAAAAUGCCUUCGUCCUGUUCAUGUGUUCUGCUCUGUGCCACAUGUAUCUGACCUGCAAGCUGUGGCGACUGGCUAAGAAACACACAGAACUGACUUCCUAUCUCUGGAAGCAUCGCAUCUUCAUCUUCAACCUGAUGACCUUCAUCUUUGCCCUAUGUGUUUUUGUUCGGCAUAACGCCUACUGCGAACCCGGGGUGUACACAGUGUUCGCAUUCCUGGAGUACCUGGUGGUUCUGUCCAACAUGGCGUUUCACAUGACAGCAUACUGGGAUUUUGGGAACAAGGAACUGGUCAUAGGCACACCACUCGAGGACAAACGAUUCUAAUGGUCCUGUCAGGGGCAUGGGGGACUUGCAGACAACAGUAGCACAUUGACAUAAGUGGAUGCAAGGGCACAGGAAAGCCGCCAUUCACACUGACAAUCGGAGUGCUUGUUCACCCAGAGCCACUUUGAAAGGGCUCAAAAGAACUUAUGGGAAGGAUGCCAGUUCGACCAGACUGCCUGGGGGAGAAUGAGCAGGGCUUCUGAGUUUCUCUCUCCCCCUCUCUCUCUGGAUCUCUCUCUCUCUCAAGUAGUUCUUUUACAGAUUCUGUUUUUUUUGAGAUUCACACAACCAUUUAUUCUGAAGAUGCUCAAUGUAUCCCUUUAAUCCAAAAGGCAAAAAGGAAUAACGGUGAGAAUGUUGCUUUGUUGUCAGAAGGUACAGGAACUAGAAACAAUGCAAACAAUACACUAGACUUGAACAGCCGAGUAUUUUCAGGAUGUGUUGGUGCUAAAAAAAAAAAAAAAAAAAAAAAAAAGGUUGUGAAUUAUUUCAGUGAAUAAAACUGAAGAAAUAAUUAUUAGUGCCGUACAGGUUUAAAACGAAGUUGCAAAGUUAUUUUAUUUAAAAAAAUCUCUAUAAUGCUAAGUAUUUAGCGGAAUUGUUAGAUACGGCUGAACUUCAAACAAAUGCAGUUUUGACCCCCUUAUCUGAAACAGUUAUGUUCCAGUGAUGGAAUUAGACUAUGUUAAAAGAGAAUGAGGAACAUUUUUAAAGUGAAUUAAAAGUAUGAUAUUUUAAUGAUUUUAUUCUAUUUUUUUUUUAGUUAACUUUGGAUUUGUUGAUGACUGGUUUCUUUUACUGUAUAUAUUGAUUUUAUGAUGAAGGCGAUUAAAUAAAUACAACUUUUUUUAUGGUCCCUGUUUUUAAUAUGAAAUGCAAACUGAUGAUAAAUCCCCAUUGUUAACCCACCUGAACAAAAUUUCUGCCUUCAUUUGAAAUUUGUGUGUACUUUUAAAGCCACAGAUCUUCCUCUGACCUCCCAGUGGUAUUCACACAUGGACUGAGCAUUUGUAUCUCAGCCAGGGCUAUACUGUUUGUGAACCCAGCUCUGUUAAUAUAGAUAAAAUGUUUUUUCCUGUGGAUGUUAAUGAGUAAUGCUCAAACCACCAGAAUUUUGCAUAGGGGAAUUUUAUUAUUUUCCUGUGAUUAAAAUCACAGGGUACCUGUUGGGUAACUUUUAACAUCCUACCUGCACUACAGCAAGAAAUUCUCAGUUUCUGAGGGCUGUGUGAGGAUGGGUAACUUUAAACAUAAUUUAUUUCUGAAUUUAUUUGUUUGUUAACAGACAUUUCUGAGCUGCUACUGUGUUUUUUGUAUCGGAUGGCAACACCUGGGUAUUGUUCUGAAAACAUUACCUGUAAGCAACAACACUAAAAGUUGACUAAGAUACAAAUUGGUUUCGAUCCAGUGUGUAGGUCAUCUUACUUUUAUUUUGAUUGUAUGCAGAUAUCUUUUCAUGUUUAGAUGUUGAGUUUUGCCUUGUCUGUUUUUGUGAAUUGGUUACAGCAGGUUCACAAUGUAAAAUGAUUUAUGUGUAACAUUAUUACUGCUAAGUAUAUUUAAACAAAUGGUACUUGAAUUAAAUACAUAUCUUGUAUACACAUGAAUAUGUGGAAAUUUAAA
Acipenser ruthenus (sterlet) is the source of this 2486-nucleotide messenger RNA. RefSeq names its product post-GPI attachment to proteins factor 2-like. The record is from RefSeq and is a predicted model, not a curated record. The transcript has 6 exons. Gene Ontology annotation, cellular component: Golgi membrane; endoplasmic reticulum membrane. NCBI's taxonomy places the organism in Eukaryota, Metazoa, Chordata, Actinopteri, Acipenseriformes, Acipenseridae. The coding region runs from base 87 to 863 and encodes 258 amino acids. Gene Ontology annotation, biological process: GPI anchor biosynthetic process.